This is a messenger RNA of Cicer arietinum (chickpea), 1534 nucleotides long. The record is from RefSeq and is a predicted model, not a curated record. Lineage: Eukaryota; Viridiplantae; Streptophyta; Magnoliopsida; Fabales; Fabaceae.
CACCACUACUUGUCUCACCCAACAACUGUCACGCUCGUUUUAUAUAAUAUAUAUCUUCCUUAUUCACUUUUCACUCUUCUCUCUUUUGCAUUUCUUUCUUAUUAUUACUCUAUAGGCAUGUUUGGCAUCUUGUUUGGGUGGACAAAAGCUUCAAAAUGUAAGAAGGCAAUAAAAAAAGCAAGAUGCAAGCUCAUACAACUAAAGAAAAAGAGACAAGCAAUAGCAAUGCAAUUGCGCAAAGACUUGGCCGAAUUAAUAAUCAAUGGUCAUGAAGAAAUUGCUGCCGAAAGGGUGGAGCAGCUUAUUCAAGAUGAAAGCCUAGUUGCUGCAUAUGAAUUGUUAGAUCAGUUCUUUGAAUUUAUCCUUAAGAAAUUCUCAUAUAUCAGAAAGCACAAGGACUGUCCAACUGAUAUUAAUGAAGCAAUAUCUAGUAUUAUAUUUGCUUCUGCAAGAUUUGGUGAUUUUCCUGAGCUCUACCCCAUUAGGAAACUCUUUGUAGAACGUUAUGGUAAGGAUUUUGAAACAGAAGCUAUAGAGCUUUUUCCUGGGAAUCAUGUCAACACAGAGCUAAAAGAGAAUCUUUCAGUAAAAUCUGUGCCACAUGACUUGAAAUACAGAGUGGUUGAUGAAAUAACCAGGGACAAUGCCCUCCAAAUUAAGAUGAAAGAACAUACAGAAAAUCAAUUAAUUGAAAGUGAUUCCCAAAUAAUUCACACAAAAGAAUCUAAAAGGAAUUUUACUUCAGAAUCUACUGUAUAUGAUACUCCAGAAUUGUUAGAUUAUGUUGAUGACAUUGACGAAUGUGAGUAUUUUUCAUCAAAAGAUGGUGGCAGCCAUGAUCAAAGACUAGUAUUAUACAAAUCUAGUGAAAGUGAUAUUGAUGAUGAUGAAUCAAUUAGUUACUCAAGUAUAAGUAGCUAUGCAGCGCGAAAACGAGCAUCGAAGAAAAGAUUAAGAAGGCGAUCGCCUUUACUUGAGAGACAAGGCACUGUUGAAAUUGGAUACACAUUACAUUAUCUAACACCAAGUCCUUACUCAAGUUAUCCAAAGAAGAGAUUUAAGCAACAUUCCAAUAAUUCACAAUCAUGUGAAACAAAUAGUUUGGACUAUAACAUGAGUGAUUGCAGCAGCUGCAAUUUGGAAAGUCCUUGUUACUGUUUUGUUUACAUUGAAAUAGAAAUGUUUGAGUAUUUUGGUAGUUCUUCUACCAAUGUUUUAAAUUCAAAGACUUGUGAUUUCUUAACAUCAAGUCCUUAUUCAAGUGCCUUGACUGUGACUUCAAAGUGGCCGGAAAACUGCGAAGAUAACUCGUUUUCGUGUCGUUCUCCGCAGCCAAAGCAUGUUCAUCCUAAGUUACCAGACUAUGACAAUGUUGUUGCUACAUUCAAGGCUCUAAAAACAGUGCAUGCUUAGAGGAAAGUGAGUGUUGUAUGUGUAUUGUUCAGGUGUAACACAUUCAUGUUAAAAUUUUGAUUUGAACAUUAAAUUAAUUGAUAUUAUUGAUGUCAUUCUUUGACAUUGACCCCUUCAUUAA